Molecule: messenger RNA, 1293 nt
Organism: Ambispora gerdemannii
Lineage: Eukaryota; Fungi; Glomeromycota; Glomeromycetes; Archaeosporales; Ambisporaceae
Source: the annotation of a GenBank genome assembly
AUGGAAGGACAAAUAAAUGAGCUUGUGAGUUUUCUUCGUGACCCUAACCCCGAAGUGCGUCGAGGCGCAUUAAGUCAUUUACUCGGGUAUACUGCCAAAACGUCACAAUAUCAGUAUAUAUUUAAGCUAAAUAAUAAGCAGCCUAUUAGAGAUUUGAAACUUUUGUGUAUGGAUAAUCCUUUAAUAGCACACGAUGCUUUUUCAGCCCUGAUUAAUUUGUCAGAGGAUACCGAAAUAUGCAAAGAACUGGACGACAACAAAUUCUUAAAGUAUUUGAAUCCUAAAGUAAUACUUGCGGAUUUAGUGUGUAUGCUAUUAUCAAACAUUACCAAGGAUGAAAAAAUUGCCGAUAAGUUAUUAAAUGCGACUAUGCCUGAAACAGCUAACACAACAAACACCACUUUAGUAUCCUCCACACGUGCAAUGGAUCAAUUGGUUGAUGUAUUUGUAAAAGGUGUAAAUAAGGAGUACAACAAACAUGCCGAAUACCAUUUUUUAUCGAGUGUAUUUGCUAAUGUUACUAUCUUACAACAAGGUCGAGAUUUUUUCUUGACUGAUGCGCCGCAAUAUAAUUUACCACCUCUUACAAGUCUUAUUAUUUUUAUUGAACAUUCUAACGUAAUUCGAAGAGGUGGUGUUGUGUCAUGUAUAAAAAACUGUUGUUUCAAUGUAUCCCAGCAUCUUGAUCUGCUAUCCGAAUCGAAAAUUAAUCUUUUACCGUAUAUAUUACUUCCACUUUGUGGUCCCGAUGAAUUUGAUCCAGAUGAUAUGGAGGGCAUGCCAGAAGACAUACAGUUUUUACCACCGGAUAAGAAACGUGAAACAGACCCACACCUUCGUCAAACACUCUUAGAAACGAUACUACUUUUAACCAGCACACGACAAACACGCGACAUACUCCGUGCCAAAAAAGUUUACCCCGUUAUACGACAAAUGCAUCUCGUGGAAAAAGACGAAAAUGUUGGUCAUGUCGCUGAGAAUAUUGUGAAUAUGUUGAUGCGUGAUGAGGCGGAAGAAGAAAAGUCAGAAUUAUCGUCGCAAAAGGAAAUUGGUGGCGGUGUUGAUGAUAAAGACGUCAAUAAAGGAAAAGAGGAUAUACGUGUGUAUCGAAGAAAGAAACUAGAACAACAUUUUUAUUUCUCUCAUCAAAAUCCUUUUUCCGAUGUCCAGCAGGCCAGCAGUGCAAAAACAUGGGAAACCUGUUUUAGACCUGUCGCCAAGCUGCAUCGUUUCUGGAUUAGAAGCCCAAAGAAACAGUCAUUGUCUUUAAAGACAGGCCUAGGAUCUGAAUGA